AUGGCCGACAUCACCGUGCCAGACGAGGACGGCGCACAGGGCAUUGGCGGCGCUUUUGUCACGAUGGCCUACACGGCCGGCGCUCAUCUUUUCGUCGGCGACCGGGACAUGGAGAAGGGCGACGCCCUGGCCGCGUCGCUGCGUGCCGACUCUGCGGCCUCGGCGACGGCUGGGUCGAAACGAAGGCGAGUGUCGGCGAGAAUACAAAGUAGGGAGAGGUAG
Molecule: messenger RNA, 222 nt
Organism: Sporothrix brasiliensis 5110
Lineage: Eukaryota; Fungi; Ascomycota; Sordariomycetes; Ophiostomatales; Ophiostomataceae
Exons: 2
Coding region: 1-222 (73 amino acids)
Source: RefSeq, a predicted model, not a curated record